Molecule: messenger RNA, 2959 nt
Organism: Suncus etruscus (white-toothed pygmy shrew)
Lineage: Eukaryota; Metazoa; Chordata; Mammalia; Eulipotyphla; Soricidae
Gene: GMFB
Product: glia maturation factor beta
Biological process (GO): negative regulation of Arp2/3 complex-mediated actin nucleation; actin filament debranching
Cellular component (GO): actin cortical patch
Molecular function (GO): actin binding; Arp2/3 complex binding
Source: RefSeq, a predicted model, not a curated record
CGCGGGUGGGCGUGGCCGUGCCAGUCGCCGGGGCUGCGCGGGAGGGAGGCGGCCGCCUUUGCCAUUCUUAAAGGGGACCCGUGGGAAGGCGCGAGGGUGCUGUGACGGCCGGAAGGAAAAUGAGUGAGUCUUUGGUGGUCUGUGAUGUUGCUGAAGAUUUGGUGGAAAAGUUGAGAAAGUUUCGUUUUCGCCGAGAAACAAACAAUGCUGCCAUAAUAAUGAAGAUUGAUAAAGAUAAAAGCCUGGUGGUACUGGAUGAAGAGCUUGAGGGUAUUUCACCAGAUGAACUGAAAGAUGAACUACCUGAACGACAACCUCGCUUCAUUGUGUAUAGUUAUAAAUAUCAACAUGAUGAUGGAAGAGUUUCAUAUCCUCUGUGCUUUAUUUUCUCUAGUCCUGUAGGAUGUAAGCCUGAACAACAGAUGAUGUAUGCUGGGAGUAAGAACAAACUAGUCCAAACAGCUGAGCUAACCAAGGUAUUUGAAAUCAGAAAUACUGAAGACCUUACUGAAGAAUGGUUACGUGAAAAGCUUGGAUUUUUCACUAAUGUGAACGUCUGUGUUUCUAAAGUAUUUAUGUAUUAACCUGACCAUACUGGAACCAGACAUAAAUACUUAUUUAUGCCUAAAAAUGCACUGUUACUUACAGUUUGUUUCCUGCAGUAAACAAAAAAUUCUUCAUUUGUUCCAAGUUUGAACAAAGGGAAAAUCAUCUUCAUAGUAAUGAAACUUCCUUCGUAAAGUGUUCCUUUAUAUUUGUAAUUGUUAGGUGGACUACUUCUCUCCAGGGACUUUUUGCACUCUUGUGACUAAUUUCUAUAACUUCUGGUUCAGAAUUUGUUACUAUUUGCAGACACCAUUGGAAAGUGAGUAUAGGUCGCGAUGGAUAACAGUUGCCUCCUUUAGACAAAUACUGGAUAUUAGCAGUUUGUGUAUGAGAAUAGCAUAUUACCACUUGUCAAAUAUUUGAAAUUAUUUUCGGAUAAAAUACUUCUGUGAGUGACCCAGUUUUUAUCCAAAAAUAAUAGCUGAGUAUAACCUGCGUUGCAAGUACCUUUUCAUCAGUUAUAUGCCUUUUUUUGAUUUUCUAUAUCUUUUUAAUCAAGUUCAGAAAUUUUGUUCUUGAAUUACUCAUUCUUAAGGCAUUGGAUCAUAUUUCAUAAUAAAGUUUAACUCUGUAGUUUUCUUAUGGAAAAUAGUAUUGGUGGGUUGUAAUAAUCAAGGGCUUUCAUUCCUGGAUCUGUCAUUCUAGAUAAUUUUGAAUAUAGGUUAUUAAUACUUCAUUUAGAAAACACUUCUUAAUGUCAUAUGAGCAGUAGUUAUUUUAAAUAUAUUAAUACUGUGCCUUUGAUUUGUUAGCUUUAAAGUUAAUUUAAGACUUUUACACUGCCAGUAUUCCAGAUUUGGUGAUGUUAAUACUUUUAUAAAGGGUCCAAAUAAAUCAAUUUUCUAAUAUAUGUAUUUGAAAUUUGUAAUAAAAUCAGCUUUCUAUUUAAAAAAUUCCAACUAUCUUGCACUAAUAAUUUCUGGGAGUUAAGAGACAUAGUUUUGAAAAUUCUAUGAUUUAUUUUGUGCCAUAAGGAUAAAUUACUUACAAGCUUAGUCAUAGUUCAUAAAAAUCCACUAAAAAUUGCAUCUGAUAUUUUAAAUAUAAAUAUGUUCUUUUUUUAUAAAGAUAUUAUUAACUGGAAAAUUGUUCAAAUUGAUGGUAUCCUUGGCAGAAGUCAAGGACUAGCAUACAGUGCUUUUAAAGUAAAUGUAUGUCCUUUAAUGUUCAUUUGUCAAAAUGUCUUGAGACUAAAGAAAACUUAAUUAGAUUAAAUUUGGAGACUAUUUUCUUACUUAUGUAUCUUAGUCACUUCAGUACAAGUAUAGGGUUUUUUUUUUUUAAUGUUGGCAUAUUUUUAGUCAGAUGUUCUUAGCAUUUUUGAGGUUUCUUAUGCCAACUUUAAUAGGAAUGGGAAGAUAGUUGGAAUUUUCAUAAAAUUAAAUAGAGCCUUUCUGUUCCCAACACUCUUUGGUUUCACUAAUUCAGAAAUUAGAAAGCAAUGGGAAGUUAGUUGGAGAUGAGGAAGUGCUUGUGUGGGUAUUUGUUUUGGAUAGGGUAUGGGAAGAAUUCUUUAUUCCAGUUUCCAGAGAGUGAGAGUGAGAUCAUUGCCCAGGAAGAUUAAGCGUUCUUGAAGCAGGUAUUUUGAUAUGGAUAAUUGUGCUUAUGAUUCUGCCAAAAAGCAGUUGUAACCCAAGUGACUAGAGAGUGUUUUUAAUGUUUUUGAAUGAAAGAAUUGAGAUUUUGUUUCACCUGGUUCGCAGCAAUAAGAGAAAUAGCCAGUGCUACAGGAAUAUAUUUUUUGAUGAGGUUCCUUAUUUUGUCUUGCAUGUUCAAGUAUUUUCUUUUAAAUGUAUAAGUCUUCCAUCUUGACAUACACAGAACUUAGUCCCCCUGUUCUCUAACAAAGGGACAGAAAGCUGUAAUAAGCCGAGCUGUUUUGAGCCUGUCUAAUUCUUAUUGGUAACAUUUGUUUUUGCAAGAGGUAGAUUGAGGUUAAGGGAUUUGUAGAACAGUUUUUACUCCUUCUGUCUUAGAGGAAGCUUUACAGAUCCCAACUCUAGAGUGUUCUCAGGCGUUUAUAGAAAUUUCUCUGUCCUCUAACCAAAUUUUGCGGUUAUUUUCAAGUAUAUUUCCACUUUGAUGUUUUUUUGCCUUCUGUCAAAUAGUAAUUUUCCUAAGUUUUCAUAAGAUUACAUAAGUCCAAUUUUACAUUCCAUAUCUUUUCGGUACAGCCAUUCCCACUUAGUCUUAAAUUAAUCUUUAUUUUUUGGCUGCAGUUAUUGUCCUGGGAACCUCCUUUAUAGUCACCUUUAAGUGACCACAUCACCAUUAGUUUCAAAGUUGUUGGAGUUGGCUUAAAUUUUGCAUAGCAUCUACUGUCAGAAUAGAACCAAUUGGUAAUCUCAGAAUG